Colletotrichum navitas is the source of this 1410-nucleotide messenger RNA. RefSeq lists its product as uncharacterized. NCBI's taxonomy places the organism in Eukaryota, Fungi, Ascomycota, Sordariomycetes, Glomerellales, Glomerellaceae. The transcript has a single exon. The record is from RefSeq and is a predicted model, not a curated record. The coding region runs from base 385 to 1278 and encodes 297 amino acids.
UCUACAGCCACGUGCUGUUACGAACGCAUUGCAUUUCACCCUCACUCAGGAAUGUUCUCCGAAGGCAGCAAUGCAAGUGAUAAGGCCUCAUCCCGCCAUCUCUGGAACCCUUGCUUCUCCCUCCAGCCUUGUUUCCCUGCUCUGCAUUCUUGCACUUCGCCAAUAACACUCAUCCCCGAAUCACUCACACUCGGCUCCUACUUCCGUACUGGCCCGCCAUCGCGGUCCAAACGUCAUGGGGCCACCGGAAGAAAAGAAAACAGGCCACUAACAGAGCAGAGCGGCUGAUUGGAAGCCCAAGUACCGACAAAACGACAUGACUCUCGACAAUCUGAGCGCUCACAGCCCCGGGCACUCUCCGGCACGUCACCGAAUGGGAAGUUGAUGAAGAAGCCAUACCCAGCUUUUUUUCUCCCGCCCACUCUCCCUAUUUACCUCAUGCAACAGUCUCCAUGCAAGAUUGUGGGAAGAGCAUCCGUACCGACAAUCACGUACAGAUCUAGAAGAAUCUCCGUCCGUCCCAGGCCCCCGUUCAAACCGAACAAGCCCACCCGAGCUACGUCUCUUCCGUCUCUCCAUCGCCGGCAAGCCAUCCCUUCCUUGCUUUUCCAUCGUUCCCUCUCUCCCCCCCUCCCUCCUCGCCCGUCCGGACUUGUCCCCAAACCUCGACGGGUAAAACCAAUGCGCAGAGCAAGCAGGGAAGACGGUAAGAAAACGUGUUCAAGGACGGCCGGCCGAUGGCCCACACUUUCGCAUGUCGCACACACACACACACACGUUCUGGUUCGGCACAACUUUUGUGACGUUCCCCUCCACCCCUCCGCGGCCCCGCCCGUCACAGUUAUCCCAUCGUCCCCAAGCUGUGAACCAUCAGCGCCGUGGACAGAGCCCGACGCUGUAACCGCCCGGGGUUUAGGGGGACCGAGAGGAGGGCGUUGCACCUCGUAUGAAGCGGGUCCCCCUCCAUCUCUCCUCCAUCCCCUAUUGUCCCAAUCUCUUGCCAGCCCAAUAUCUCCCCGCGACUGCAACGUCUUGCCUUGGAAAAAACUGUGGGCACGGCGUUACAUUGUCCUGCCCCGUAACUUGGUUCUUUCCUUUGCUAUUUUCAACCGCUCACCCGAUGCCGAAGGACCCGACAAGUCAUCGGGGGGGGGGGGGGGGGCCACUACAGAGAGAGCCAUAAACCUCGCCAAGACAUCUCGCGAAACGCGUACACGCACGCACACACACACACACACACACACACACGUUCUGACUUCUCGCCAACCCCAUCCGUAGAACCUUCCUUGGCAAUGGAGACGCUGCCGAAGCGGGAUGCUGAAAAUGCUUCUCAGGUGGGGUGCGCGCGGGUAGGUAGGCUGGCUCCCACCGCGCCCCCCUCCCCUCCGAGAGCGUAACAUCGCGCGUGCC